GGGGAUUUAAACAACAAUUAGUCCAUGCAAACCAGAGUGCAGCUCCUCUAGUUUCUCAUUUCUUUAAGUCGCUCUCCCAGCCUCCGAGACUCAGCCCCGACCCCUCCAUGAGAAAAUGGAUCAAACCCAAACCCAGCGAUCAGUUUCGGCUUCAGCUUCUCGGGCCUUCCAGUUCCACCCUGCCCGUGCCGCCAUUUUCGAUCUCUUCAACCUCUACUUAGGAAGAAGUAGCCGCCAGAAACCCGAAGAUUCUACCCGAGAACCUCCGAACAAGACACAGAAGCGUGUGGUUGCAUUAAACAGAGAGCUUCCUCCUCGAAAUGAGCAGUUUCUCUUGGAUUUUGAGCAACUUCAGAGCCAGUUUUCUGACCAAGAUCAAUUGCGCGUUGUAACAGAAUCUGUUCUUAUAUCUCUGGUUGUGAGCUGUAGUGGUCAUGCACCACGGGCUGAAUUUCUUCUCUUUGCUUUGCGAAGCUUGUGCAGUAUAGGUUACAUUAACUGGGAUUCUCUUUUGCCGACCCUUCUUUCUUCAGUUUCCUCUGCAGAAAUGACAGCGGGUCAGGGGAGUCAAGCAAUGGCAGCUGUCUCAUCUACAAGUUUAUCGCAGUCUGGGAUGCUGCCACCUUCAAGCUCAAUUACCAAUUCUGCUACUUUUCAGUCUUCAAAUCCAGCAUCUCCACUACCCUCAGUUCAUGGUAUUGGUUCCCCUGCUCAAUCCGGUAUUGAACCAUCAUCUUGUGCAGCUUUGUCACCAGUCAAAUCAUCUGAUAUUUCCUGUAUUGGACAGCAACCUACAGCAAGGGUAAAUUCAUCUAUAAGAGAUAAUGCAAUAAGCAGUCUACGUCAGCUGUGUUGCAAGAUUAUUUUAACUGGUCUUGAAUUUAAUUUAAAACCAGUGACUCAUGCUGACAUUUUCUACCAUAUGCUGAGUUGGCUGGUUAAUUGGGAUCAAAGGCAACAGGGGAUUGAUGAAUCUGAUGGAGCUAAAUCUUGGAGACCCGACAAGGCUCUUAUUGAAUGGCUGCACAGUUGUUUAGAUGUGAUUUGGCUUUUGGUUGAAGAGGAUAAAUGCCGAGUACCCUUUUAUGAAUUACUCCGCAGUGGCUUGCAAUUUAUUGAAAACAUACCUGAUGACGAAGCCUUAUUUACACUUAUCUUGGAGAUCCAUAGGAGGCGAGAUAUGAUGGCUAUGCACAUGCAAAUGUUAGAUCAACACCUUCAUUGCCCUACAUUUGGUACUCAUCGGGUUCUUUCUCAGACAACUCCUAGUAGUUCAGGUGAAGCAGUAGGGAACUUGCGAUAUUCGCCAAUCACAUAUCCGAGUGUACUUGGGGAGCCAUUGCAUGGAGAGGAUCUUGCAAUGUCUAUUCAGAGGGGUAGUUUGGACUGGGAGAGAGCUUUACGUUGCAUAAGGCAUGCUCUUCGCAGUACUCCUUCACCAGACUGGUGGAAGCGCGUGCUUCUUGUUGCUCCCUCCUAUAGGCCUCCUCAAGCGCCUACUCCUGGUGCUGUAUUUACUUCUGAAAUGAUUUGUGAGGCAACAAUCGAUAGAAUUGUUGAACUAUUGAAGCUUACGAAUUCAGAGAUAAAUUGCUGGCAGGACUGGCUUGUCUUUUCCGAUAUCUUCUUUUUUCUUAUGAAAAGUGGGUGUAUUGACUUUGUUGAUUUUGUGGACAAGCUAGUUUCGCGGGUUACGGAGGGUGACCAGCUCAUUCUUAGGACAAAUCAUGUAACUUGGUUGCUUGCACAAAUUAUGAGGGUUGAGCUUGUGAUGAAUGCUUUGAAUUCAGAUGCUAGAAAGGUGGAAACCACCAGAAAACUUGUAUCAUUUCAUAGAGAAGAUAGAAGCUCUGAUCCUAAUAAUCCUCAAAGUAUCCUGCUUGAUUUCAUAAGCAGUUGUCAGAAUUUGCGUAUUUGGUCAUUGAACACAUCAACCAGGGAAUAUUUGAAUAAUGAGCAGCUUCAGAAGGGAAAGCAAAUAGAUGAAUGGUGGAGGCAAGUGAGCAAAGGGGACCGAAUAAUGGAUUAUAUGAAAAUGGAUGAUAUAUCAAUUGGGAUGUUUUGGGUUGUCUCUUACACCAUGGCACAACCAGCUUGUGAAACAGUAAUCAAUUGGCUAUCCUCCGCAGGAGUUGCAGAAAUGUUACCAGGGCAAAAUCCACAGUCCACAGAGAGGUUAAUGCUUAUGCGGGAAGUAAGCCCAUUGCCAAUGUCAUUAUUAUCUGGCUUUUCCAUGAACCUAUCUUUGAAGCUGGCCUAUCAAAUGGAAGAUUCUUUAUUUGUUGGACAGACUGUGCCCAGCAUUGCAAUGGUUGAAACAUAUACUAGAUUGCUGCUCCUUGCACCUCACUCAUUAUUUCGUUCACACUUCAGUCAUUUGGCUCAAAAGAAUCCAUCUUUAUUGAGCAAGCAUGGGGUCACUCUUUUGGUGCUUGAAAUUUUGAACUACCGUUUGCUUCCACUGUACAGGUACCAAGGAAAAAGCAAAGCCUUGAUGUAUGAUGUCACAAAAAUAAUAUCUACACUAAAAGUGAAACGCGGAGAUCAUCGUGUAUUUAGGUUGGCUGAAAACUUGUGCAUGAAUCUUAUUUUGUCACUAAGGGACUUUUUCUCGGUGAAAAGGGAAGGAAAGGGUCCAACUGAAUUCACGGAAACUUUGAAUCGGAUAACCAUAAUAACUCUUGCCAUCACCAUUAAAACACGUGGAAUUGCUGAUGCGGAUCACCUGCUUUAUCUUCCAACUAUGGUAGAACAGAUACUGGCAACUAGCCAACAUACGUGGUCAGAAAAAACACUGCGCUACUUUCCUCAAGUUCUCCGUGAUUCCUUAAUAGCACGAAUGGAUAAAAGGAGCCUGGCGAUUCAAACAUGGCAGCAGGCAGAAACCACUGUGAUUAACCAAUGCACACAGCUUCUUUCACCAUCGGCUGAUCCUAAGUAUGCUACAACGUACAUUAGUCAUAGUUUUCCCCAACACCGAAAUUAUCUUUGUGCUGGUGCUUGGAUGCUAAUGCGUGGGCACCCAGAGAAUAUAAACAGUGCAAACUUGGCCCGUGUCUUGAGGGAAUUUUCCCCAGAAGAAGUUACAUCUAAUAUUUACACAAUGGUGGAUGUGCUACUUCAUCAUAUUCAGAUGGAACUUCAGCAUGGACUUCCAAUACAGGACCUUUUGUUUAACGCUUGUGCAAACCUUGCAUUUUUUGUUUGGACCCAUGAGUUGCUUCCCUUGGAUAUUUUACUCCUAGCACUUAUUGACCGUGAUGAUGAUCCCCAUGCUUUGCGCAUAGUGAUUAAUCUACUUGAGAGGCAAGAGCUUCAACAAAGAGUGAAAUUAUAUUGUAUGAAUCGUGGAACACCAGAGCAUUGGCAAAUCAAUGGAAUGUUCAAGCGAGUUGAGUUGCAGAAGGCUCUUGGAAAUCAUCUCUCAUGGAAGGACAGGUAUCCCACGUUCUUUGACGAUGUUGCAGCACGUUUGCUUCCAGUCAUCCCCUUAAUUGUUUAUAGACUUAUUGAGAAUGAUGGCAUCGAUGCAGCUGACAGAAUUAUUGUCAUGUAUUCUCAACUGCUUGCUUACCACCCUCUAAGGUUUACAUUUGUUCGUGAUAUACUUGCGUAUUUCUAUGGUCAUCUUCCUGGAAAGCUCAUAGUCCAUGUAUUGAGUGUACUUGAUCUCAGCAAGAUACCUUUUUCAGAGUCAUUUCCACAGCACAUUAGUUCAUCAAGUCCUGUCAUGUGCCCGCCUAUGGACUAUUUCGCUACUCUCUUAUUGGGACUUGUGAAUAAUGUUAUACCUCCAUUACAUAACAACUCAAAAUUGGGAUCAAUGGGAGAUCCUUCAUGUAAUACAGUGCGUGCUCCACAUAAUAAGACUGCAAUAACAUCUCAGUCUGGGCUGGCGAAUGCUUCUGAGGGUCAAAAAGCAUUUUAUCAAAUUCAGGAUCCUGGCACCUAUACUCAGCUGGUCCUUGAAACUGCUGUCAUAGAAUUACUCUCUCUCCCUGUGUCCACAUCCCAGAUUGUUUCUUCACUGGUCCAGAUAGUUGUCAAUAUACAACCGACACUAAUUCAAUCCAGCAAUGGUCUGAAUGGAGCACCAAAUGGUGUUGGGCAAACUUCUGUAUUGCCAACAUCCCCUUCAGGGGGAAGCACGGAUUCCUUGGGUGCAGGCAGAUCAACUUCUUCAGUUUCAGGAAUAAACACCUCUAACAUUGUAUCUCGUAGCGGUUAUACAUGCCAACAACUGUCUUGCUUAUUGAUCCAAGCUUGUGGUCUUCUACUGGCUCAGCUCCCUCCUGAUUUUCACUCACAACUUUAUGUAGAGGCAUCCCGUAUAAUAAAAGAGAGUUGGUGGCUCUCCGAUGGGACAAGGUCACUGGGUGAACUAGACUCUGCUGUUGGCUAUGCUUUGUUGGAUCCGACAUGGGCUGCUCAAGACAAUACCUCAACAGCCAUCGGUAAUAUAGUUGCCCUUCUGCAUUCUUUUUUCAGUAACCUCCCACAGGAAUGGCUAGAAGGGACCCAUGCAAUAAUUAAACAUCUCAGGCCGGUGACAUCAGUCGCAAUGUUGAGAAUAGCAUUUCGUAUAAUGGGUCCAUUGCUUCCAAGACUUGCCAAUGCCCACACUCUCUUCAAUAAGACCCUCUCAUUACUCUUAAGUAUAAUAGUCGACGUCUUCGGAAGGAAUUCACAGCCAUCAAAUCCUGUUGAAGCAUCGGAAAUAGCAGAUCUCAUUGACUUCCUCCAUCACGUUAUCCAUUAUGAAGGGCAGGGAGGGCCUGUGCAGGCUAAUAGCAAGCCUCGGCCAGAGGUAUUGGCUCUCUGUGGGAGAGCAUCAGAAAGUUUACGUCCAGAUGUACAGCAUCUUCUGUCCCACCUAAAACCUGACGUAAAUUCUUCAAUUUAUGCUGCUACUCAUCCAAAGGUGGUCCAGAAUCCAUCUUAACGGUUGGGUUUAAUUGGUAUUUCUUGUAUGUUGAUAAACACUGUAAUGUUGUCCAUCAAUAGCAUCUAAAAUUCAAUGAUGUAAUAAUGCAGAAGGGUAUGAAUGGUAUACUAAUUUGUACUAAACUAUAGUCUAUUGGAAUCGUGAAAUUAAGAUAGAAUGCUAGCUAUUUGCAUAUCUAGACAAAGUGGGUGCAUGUGGUAUAGAAACGUGGAGCAUUUUUAUGAAGACCAGCUUUGUUAA
Molecule: messenger RNA, 5185 nt
Organism: Alnus glutinosa
Lineage: Eukaryota; Viridiplantae; Streptophyta; Magnoliopsida; Fagales; Betulaceae
Product: mediator of RNA polymerase II transcription subunit 23
Exons: 21
Coding region: 116-4942 (1608 amino acids)
Biological process (GO): regulation of transcription by RNA polymerase II; positive regulation of gene expression
Cellular component (GO): mediator complex; transcription regulator complex
Source: RefSeq, a predicted model, not a curated record